This is a messenger RNA of Pecten maximus, 7778 nucleotides long. RefSeq names its product voltage-gated potassium channel subunit beta-2-like. The transcript is spliced from 17 exons. The record is from RefSeq and is a predicted model, not a curated record. Gene Ontology annotation, biological process: transmembrane transport; potassium ion transport; regulation of potassium ion transmembrane transport. Lineage: Eukaryota; Metazoa; Mollusca; Bivalvia; Pectinida; Pectinidae. Gene Ontology annotation, molecular function: voltage-gated potassium channel activity; potassium channel regulator activity; transmembrane transporter binding. The coding region runs from base 890 to 1966 and encodes 358 amino acids. Gene Ontology annotation, cellular component: cytoplasm; voltage-gated potassium channel complex; membrane.
CUACUGCUACGGCUGCUGACAGGCCAGCUCUGUCCCAAUAUAAUGCCUAUGGUAGAGAAGACAGUUAUUAUAUUGUGUACAGUGGGUCUGGCCUGUAAACAGACACAGGUAGGCAGCAGACCGACAAUCAGUACUUAUCAACAGCUCUUUAUGUGUUUACGUUUCUGCAAGACUCCUCAUUUAUAAUGUAUAUGCCAGUACAUGCUUGUAUUGAUACAUAGAACAACACUGGAUUAUGUCUUGCAUAACAAGAUUAACGCGGUGUUACGAAAACAAUUUGUUUUGUCAGUGAAAAAGCUUUUUAUUGAUCUGGUGAAUUGAUCAAGAGCGAUGGUACAGCUUUAAUUUCUUUAUCCGAAUUUUCGGUAACGCUGGUUUAGGAUUGUCAAAAGAUUCUGGAAAUGGCAGAUGUAUUAUGCUUGAUGUUCUAAGACGAAACACGGUUGUCUUGUGUCAACCGAGUGUACAGCAUGGCUGUUUGAUAAUCUUGGCCUCCAGUUUAAGCCUUUGGUGAAAACAGGGGAAUUUUUGUGGAUUUCGUCUCUGUGUGGCCAAGCAGGAGGCCAUCUACUCCAUUGGCUGCUGAUGGGACGUCAUCACUGACAUAACAACGGCUACAGAGUGGUCUCCCCCUGGACAAGUACCACAUUUUCUGGAUGUUUUCCACGAAUAAUUACACCUGGAGGAUGUAGUCCCUCAUAUAAACCGUGGUCAUGAAUGCCAAAUUCUAAAUGAAGACAAUUUGUGUUUUAUUAGCUUUGAAUUCUAAGAUCAAUCGCUCCAAGGCAUUGGACGUUUGGUGAGGUGACAGAGCUUCAUGUGCCAGUGUUUGGGCACCUGCUUAAUAAGUGUGUUGGAAUUUACAACAUCGUAACUUGUGCUUCUCAGGAUGUCCCGAAAAAUCAGCAACAAUAACUCUCUCGUCAACUACAGAAACCUUGGCAAGUCUGGCCUGAGGGUAUCCUGUGUUGGCUUAGGGACGUGGGUAACAUUUGGUGGUCAGGUAACAGAUGAGGUUGCGGAAGAAAUCCUGACACUUGCCUAUGAGAGUGGAAUUAAUUACUUUGACACUGCUGAAGUGUAUGCUGCUGGCAAGGCAGAAAUUCUACUCGGGAAACUUCUAAAGAAAAAGACAUGGAGACGAUCCAGUUACAUCAUAUCAACAAAGAUAUAUUGGGGUGGAAAAGCGGAGACAGAAAAGGGUCUUUCAAGAAAACAUAUUAUAGAAGGUCUGCGAGGUUCACUAGAACGUUUACAGCUGGAGUAUGUCGACAUCGUUUUUGCCAACAAACCUGAUCCUCACACACCUAUGGAAGAGAUUGUACGAGCGUUCACGCAUGUGAUUAAUCAGGGCUGGGCCAUGUACUGGGGGUCGUCACGCUGGAGCGCCACAGAAAUCAUGGAAGCUCACUCUGUUGCGAGACAAUUUAACCUUAUUCCACCUGUUGCUGAACAAGCCGAGUAUCAUUUGUUCCACAGAGAGAAAGUCGAACUCCAUAUGCCAGAACUUUACCAUAAAAUAGGCAUUGGAACAAUAACGUGGUCACCGCUGGCAGGCGGUGUUCUGACGGGGAAAUAUGACGAUGGGGUUCCUAUAUACUCCCGAGCAGCUCUCAAGGGUUAUGUUUGGCUAAAAGAGAAAAUUUUAUCAGAAGAUGGAAGACGACAACAAGCCAAAUUACGAGAAGUUGCCUGUAUAGCUGACAGAAUAGGGUGUUCAUUAUCACAGUUAGCGAUAGCGUGGAGCUUGAAGAAUGACAAUGUCCACUGUGUUCUCCUUGGGGCUUCCUCUGUUGAUCAGCUUUAUGAAAAUAUUCAGGCCAUACAGUAUGUUCCAAAACUCACUCCCGACAUUAUGUGUGAACUAGACAAAAUGUUAGGAAACCGGCCGCAGCAGCGUAAAGACCCGUACAGGACAAAGAGCGUACCCUCUAUACAGUUACAAAAUGGGGGAGUCCAUUUCUAACACAGCAAAUUAAGGGUAAGAACAAAACAAUCACACCAUCCUAAAUCCUAGCAUUGAAAAUCGUCUGUCAUGAGCUCUAGGUAUCCGUUUCUAACACUCUAUUGUCUUUUCUCUUUGUUUUGUUCCUAGACUUGUCUCUCAUUUAAAUAUAUAUGGUUAUGGUAAUAUGUUUAUCAGACAUGUUUUUCCUAUGUAAUCCAGUUUGCACUAGUUAGCAUAAACAUUUGUUACUUUGAUUAUCACUACCUUCAGAUUUUGUCAGCUACUGCCGAUAUUAAUAUUUUCAGUUUUGGGUAUUAUAAAUGAGAUAUGCACCGAAUAGGUGUUACUAUUGAAAAAAAAAUGAAGCAACAAAAAUUACUAAAUCUAUGUCAGAAGUAUGUCGAAUUAACAUUUUUGACAAUUUCUGAAAAGAGUCUUUAUUUUGUGGGAGAUUUUGAAAUCUUGCACAGCACAAUUAAAAAAAAAUGAUUGUCGAGAAUGAUUAACUGUUGCUCAGACAUUACUUUGGGAAAAUGUGGGUUAGUUAGCAUCAAACAUUUAGUUGUAGUGGAGGUGUGGGUUAGAGAGUAUCAAACAUCAUUAGGUUAUAGUAAAGGUGUGGGUUAGAGAGUAUCAAACAUCAUUUGGUUAUAGUAAAGGUUUGGACUUGAGAGUAUCAAACACGAUCUGGUUUUAGUGAAGUUGUUGGUUAGCAAGCAGCAAACAGUAUCUUGUUAUAGUGAAGGUGUGGGUUUGAGAGUAUAAAACAUUAUCUGGUUUUAGAGAAGUUGUGGGUUAUAGAGUAUCAAACAUGAUUUGAUUUUAGUGAAGUUGUGGGUUAGCAAGCAGCAAACAUCAUCUGGUUUUAGUGAAAAUGUGGUAACAUUUAUUUUGGCACAUGUUGUUUCAUUGUUGCACAUCAAUAUAUCCAGAUUUAGAAAGCAUGAUUAGAAAACAACUUUAUUUCUCGCAAUUUCAUUUGAAACAUUAGUAGAAAUUCCAAUUACAUGAGAGUGAAAGCAUGUCUGACAACUAAACAAAUGGAAGACAACUCUGUUAUAAUGUUUCGCUAUUUACCCACGGAAUGCUCCUUAUUUUUUAACUGUUUGAAUAUUUAUUUAUCAGUACUUUUCCUAUACUAGUAUUGCUAUUUUGAUAUAGUUUCUGACUUUGUUACUUAUGUUUAAAGCAUGGGCUCUCUUAUUAACAAACAUCCAUCAUGCCUAAACGAUGUAAUAAAAUUCUUGUUUUGUGGAGAAAAAGGAAAAGCAAUCAAAAUAAAAAAAAAAGUUUAAUCAGAAAAACAAUAUGUACUCGUAUUGGCAUUAUGUUUUAUGGUAAUAAUUACGGUUAUUUCGAUAAAUGUUAUGUAAAAUAAUGCCAUGCAAAUAACGAUUUUAAUACAUGUUUUCAGAACAUGAAACACUGUAUCUGCAUUCGUUUAAAUGAAGGAUGGUUGUGGCUAUUUCAUACUAGAACGUUGUUAUUUGGGUCUGGUUUGAUAUAAACAUAUUAUUUACCGAUAUUUUUUCACAACUAAUUACGUUACUGAUUAUACAUUGUUAUCUACUGAUUGUCAAGGUUACCUGCAUUAUUGUAUUAUAUCAAUUAACAUUGACAUUAUCAAACUAACAUUUCCUAAAAUUUUGUUAUUUGAAAAUUAUAUUAUGUUGGCUUUGAAAAUAGAAAUCUACAAUAUUUGUUAGGAUUUGUACAAUAUCCACAAGACAAUACAUGAAUGUAUAUUAUUGUUGUCAGAUGAAAAUGAAAUAUUAUAUCUAUUAUCUGUGAUUGUUGUGUUCUAUAUUUAUGGAACAUCAUGAAGCCAUUUAGCAGGGUAUUUUGGCAAUUUUCAAUAUAAAAUUGAAAUUAAUUUGUAUUAUUUCCAGGACAGUUACAUUAUAUCAAUCCUUGGUUGGUUAAACUGUAAAGAUUUGGAAUGACAAUUAUGAAAUCCUUUGUCAUUUUUUAUCGUUGAUUACCUAAUGGAACAGUAUGACUUAAGUUUCGCGAUCAUGCAAUUGUCAGUUUACAGUUCUUGCUUUCGUGUGAUUUAAAUCAUAGUGUUUUCAAUUGUGACAAUCAAGAUAUCAAUUUGUAAAAUUGCCAAAAUUUCACCCUAGAAAAUUGCCAUUUGUAAUACAAUGCACAAUCAAAUUACUCAGUAAAAUUGUACAUAGCGUGAUAUUGUGUUCUGCUAAUGGUCAAUGGCUGUUCUGUUCUUUGCAAUGUAUAAUAAGAAGUAGAUAAUACUUACCGUACAAUAGAAGUGACUCUUGUUAUAAUCUGUACAUUAUCAGCUAGAAUGUCUGGAAUAGAUAAGAUCAAACAUAAUUUCGUUUAGCUCAAAUUUCUCGUUUUGGAUAAACAAAUUGUGUGAUGAUGUCAGAGACAAAACUUUUUUUUUUUACUAACGUUGUAACAAAUGAUUAUAAUUAUGUUUGUUAAGGCGAGUCCUAAUUCUAGUACUUCUGAUGGAACUUACCAGUUCCUGUUUUUUACACUUGUUCACGUUCCACUUGACUUUUUCCAGAAACAAAACUAGGCCUAAAAUCCCCACAAAAUGUUGACAUAAAUCGAGAUUUUAGUAUCUUUGGGCUCCUUACAUAUUUACUGUAAAUCACUUAGAUUUUGCGAAUACUUUAAUUCGCGAAUUUACCACUUCAGACAUUUGGGAAUACAUGAUUUAUUGAACUGUUCUAGAAAUAAUUUGAUUAUAAUGAUGAGCUGUGAGUGUCAUGAACACUGCAAGACUCCUGUAUCGGUAGCGGAAGUUUGGCCGUCAUAUAUAACCUCGAGGAGUUUUGCGAUUGAUUCUCCUCGCGUAUUACCGCAUACAUAAAUCCCACGCGAAAUAUAAGUGGUUUACAGUAUCUUAUUGUGAUUUCAUAUACGUGAUGUACGUGUUGAUUUGAAGCUUUUUCAUCAAAUUUGAUUUUCAAAAAUGUUCAAAAGAAACACAAUUCCCAAAUUAGAUUAAUUCAUGAGCCGUGACAUGAUAGAACGAAGUUUUCAUGUAAUGCACAUCAGAGCAUGUUAAGAGCAAACUGCUCGAUACAUGAAGGAGUUGUAGAAUAUGUAGUGUUUCAAUAUUUAAUGAAGAGUCUCUAAGCUUCAGAUAUAUGCAUGUGUAAAUAAUGGUUAUGGUUCUUCUCGCACUGAGACUUUGUGCUUUCUUUUUUUAUUAUAGACCGAUACCAUUUUCUAAUUAGCAUCUCCUACGUGACUGCCGUUCCUUGUGUGUGCGCACGUUGUAAGUUACUGUGUGGUUAAAGUGUGGACUACUACCACCAUCUAGGAUCUGUACAAAAGUAACAAACUAACCAUUAAAUAUCAUCGGUAUUUCCAAUUUCAUGUUAACUCGGCAGGACCGGAAAUUCAUAGGGAAUCGACAAUAUUGUAUGAAUAUUUGCAACAAAUCUAUUUUGAUAAUGAAGAAAGUAAGAAAAUGUAAAUAUAAGUUAGUAAGACUAACAUGUUCUUAAGCCACCAAUAUCGGUGUUGUAACAGUGUAUUUAGCCACAUGUUGUCCACUGUUCUGAUAACGUUAUUAUUUAGCCGUCUCACAAGUACAAUUCAUCAACAAGAUUUCAAAAGAUAGGUGGCUAGACUAUCGGGAUCAACCGUUGAACAGGAAAUCAAAAAUUGAAAUGGCGGAAAAUUUUGAUUUUUAAAUUUCAAAUUUUAACCCACACUGAACAAAUGAUAGACCAAUUCAGUCAAAGUUUAUGUGUAAUGUAACUCAUUGAAAUUAACAGAAUUGAAGUUUAUGUCUGAACACGUGACAAGCAGUUCAGCCAUAUUGUCGAUGUGAGCCUGACGCAUGUGAUUGACUGCCAAUAAUGUGACUCAAUUACAUGUACACCACUUACCUUUUUGGCGUUUCCUGCGAAUUCACUGACGUUGAUUUUUAUAAUUUACUCAUUGUACGACUGAUUUGCUGUUAUCUCGACUUAAUUUUAAGUUAGUAUGCAAAUCGCUUUGAUAAUUAGUCUGGGUCUAUGAAUGUGAUAUGAAUUUAUCACUAAACGUAAUUUGUAUUGUACUUGUCAAGGCUUCAGUCUUUGACUGGAGUAUCAAGUUUAUUUUAAGCAUUUUCAAUUAAUAGUGCAAAAAUUUGAUCCGAAACUGGAUUUGUUUUCAGAAAAAAAUGAUUUUUUUUUCUUCUUAUAUGUAUUGUUGUAUCCUUCAAGCUUAGUACAGUUUAUUUUUGGAAUUCGGUGUUACAAUGAUUUGUAGCAAAACCUAAAAAAAAUAGGUUUUGAAAAAAGUCCAAUCUUGGUAUCUCUCGUUGUCCGGUUUUGACCCCUUGACAGGUAUAUUUACACUAUGUUAACUUAAUCUAGUAACGGAUGCUGACCUGUUUGUUUGUAUUACACUAAUUUCGAACUUUUUAUGUCUGCUCUUUCUUCUUUAUAUAUUCUGAAAGAAUUAUUUCACCCAUACAUAUUGUUGGUGUUAGCAACCGUGUACUAAUAUGAUCACUAGAGGAUACUGGGAUUUUUGAUCAAUCUGAAACGUAUGCAACACAAAUAAAUUGUGUAUAUUGAUUCCAUGUUACACAUUUGCCUGAAUGUGUAAAACAUUGUUUUCUAUUAAGUAUCUAAAGUAUAGCAAGCAUGUUUCUCGUUGACGUUCUUAAGAUGAUUAAAUACGUUAAAGGGUGUUCAUAUAUAUGAUGUUGUAUCUUACCAUAUGGUUGUUUUUCAAUGAAAGUCUGGUAAAAGGCCUCAAUAGCCUCAGCAAGUUAGGGUAUCUUCAAAAUUCGAAAUACCUCCCAUUCAACUGAAUAAAUAGCGAAGGCUAUAUGCUUCAAGCUUACCUUCUCUCACAAAGGUGGAAUAUAAUUGGAAAAAAUAAUCAUGUAGCAAUGUUUCGAAAAGACCAUUCCAAUGUCGAUUUAAUAUAGGUUCACAUAUGUGUAUGUGUUUAUGCUGUACAUAGUAAAAUGUAACCUUGAAUUAACAACUAUAUAUAAUCUACGUGUAGUUUAUUAGUUCAACCAAGCGUAGUCUAAUCAUAACGAUGCAUUUAUAAGGGUUAUAAGUGUGACGAAUGUUCGACAGUUCUGCCAAAAUCACAAUCACCAUGACAAUGCUUAUAUUUAUCUUACACUGUAUACAUUUUUUUCUGUCAAUUUGUAAAUAAUCCUUCAGAUCAGCUCCGUACUGGCACCAGUCAGGGAAUUCAUCGAGAGCAAAGUUUGUUAUUUCGAAAUGUUUUCAAAAAUAUACCACUACUUAAGGACAGAUACAUGUUAAAUGUUUAUUUGUUUUAAUCUUAGUAUUAUCAUAAUUCACAGAGGUUAUUAAGAUUGUAUUGUCAUUAUUUAUAUGUGUAUAUAAUGAAGAUGAUUUUGUUUUAAAACUUAACAUUCAUUUUUGUGUUAAUUCCAUUUGUUUUUGUGAUUUGUUGUUUAUUACGACAUAAUUCCCUUAUCAUUCCUGAUGCAAAUUACCCAACGUAAACGUUGCGUGACGCCCGCAACCGACCUUUGAUGUUGGUUUUACUGUAAACUUGUAAACGUGUACAAAUUCACCAACAAACGUGUAGUGACUGUUGAUUCUGAAUCAACACAUCUUACAUGAAGUAAUAUUUCCUAAAUACGCCUAAUCCUUAUAUUUCAUGUACUACUUUAAUCGAAAACAAUUAUUUUUGCCUAAGUUUGAUGUUAUUUAUUGUAUUUCAAUUCAGAAACACUUUCUGUGGCGGCUUUGCUGCCUUCCUUAUGAAGUUUUGGUUUUGAUUAAGAUUGGAUUUGCUUAUAUGGCAGUUAUCUUUUAUUUGAAAAGGUAAAUUACUUUUAUUUUAUGUUUGCAAAAUUUCAUUU